AUGGAUGUCCGCCGGAACACUCUCGAGCGUGCUAGGUUGAUUUUGGAUGGCAAACUUCCUUUCCAGCUCGGCGGGGAUAUGGAUGUCUCUAGACCGUCCCUAUCGCCUCUCGAACAUUCUACAACAUUCCCAACCAUCCAACCCAGCUGGCCAGUGGCCACUCGCCGCCACGACGACUCGACACUGGAGUCGUGUUGCUCCGCUAAACAUAGAGACCUUGCUGGCCUCUCCGCACUCCGGGGUUCUCGCACCAGAAGCUUUGCUACUUCGAAGGAGGAAGCUGGUUUCAAUAAACAGACUUUGGACACUGGCCUUGCUCUUGGACUUCAAGAAGGGACCAUGUCUGAAUGA
Puccinia graminis f. sp. tritici CRL 75-36-700-3 is the source of this 351-nucleotide messenger RNA. RefSeq lists its product as uncharacterized. NCBI's taxonomy places the organism in Eukaryota, Fungi, Basidiomycota, Pucciniomycetes, Pucciniales, Pucciniaceae. The record is from RefSeq and is a predicted model, not a curated record. Bases 1 to 351 code for a protein of 116 amino acids. The transcript has a single exon.